AUGUACUGCAGCCAGUGUUUUCGGCGCAAGGGCCGGAGGCGCACAUGUGAAACUGGGGAACCCAUGGAGGCUGAAUCCUGCGAAUUAGAAUCCGAAGGCCCAUCCCAGGUCUACCUUCCUGGCAAAGGGCCGCCACUGGGUGAAGGGGAGGAGCUGGUAAUGAAUGAGGAGGCCUAUGUUCUGUACCAUCGUGCGCAAACUGGGGCUCCUUGUCUCAGCUUUGACAUAGUCCGAGAUCACCUCGGCGACAACCGGACAGAGCUCCUUCUCAGUCUGUACCUGUGUGCGGGAACCCAGGCGGAGAGCACCCAGAGCAAUAGACUGAUGAUGCUUCGGAUGCACAAUCUCCAUGGGACCAGGCCGCCACCCUCAGAGGGCAGUGAAGAAGAAGAAGAAGAAGAAGAGGAGGAGGAUGACGAGGAGCGGAAGCCUCAGCUGGAGCUGGCCAUGGUUCCCCACUAUGGUGGCAUCAACCGAGUUUGGGUAUCCUGGCUGGGGGAGGAGCCAGUGGCUGGAGUCUGGUCAGAGAAGGGCCAGGUGGAGGUGUUUGCACUGCGGCGGCUCCUGCAGGUGGUGGAUGACCCCCAGGCCCUGGCCAUUUUCCUCCGGGAUGAGCAGGCGCGAGUAAAACUCAUCUUCUCCUUUGCCGGCCACAUGGGUGAGGGCUUUGCUCUUGGCUGGUCCCCUCGGGUGCCUGGCCGCUUGUUGACUGGUGACUGUCAGAAGAACAUCCACCUCUGGACACCCACGGAUGGUGGUUCCUGGCAUGUGGACCAGAGGCCAUUUGUGGGCCACACACGCUCUGUGGAGGACCUUCAGUGGUCGCCAACCGAGGACACGGUGUUUGCCUCCUGCUCAGCUGAUGCCUCCAUUCGAAUCUGGGACAUCAGAGCAGCCCCAGGCAAGGCCUGCAUGCUCACCACAGCCACUGCCCAUGAUGGGGAUGUCAAUGUCAUCAGCUGGAGCCGAAGGGAACCCUUCCUGCUCAGCGGCGGGGAUGAUGGUGCCCUCAAAGUUUGGGACCUGCGGCAGUUCAACUCUGGCUCCCCUGUGGCUACCUUCAAGCAGCACAUGGCCCCCGUGACCUCUGUUGAAUGGCACCCUCAGGACAGUGGAGUCUUCGCAGCCUCGGGUGCUGACAACCAGAUCACACAGUGGGACCUGGCAGUUGAACGGGACCCAGAGGCAGGUGAGACAGAGACAGACCCCGGGCUGGCAGCACUCCCCCAGUAGUUGCUGUUUGUGCACCAAGGUGAGACUGACCUGAAGGAGCUACACUGGCACCCACAGUGCCCUGGAGUCCUGAUCAGUACCGCCCUGUCGGGCUUCACCGUCUUCCGCACCAUCAGUGUCUGAGGUGGCCAACCCAUGGCCUCGGGCCUUGGCUCUGCAUUGGAACCAGUUCGGUUAACUUUGCGGGGAUCAUUAGGCCCAUAGACUGCACGCCAGAAAGAAAGAAUGUUCAACUGGCCUAUGUGGAAGAGAAGUGAUGGAUUCUAAUGACUGAGAAUCUAAGGAUUUGGAUUGACCUGUGGCUCUGUACACCUUACACCAAAGACUAGGUUCGGGCAAAGACCCUUGCCUGUCCCAGAUAUGGCCUUACUGUGAGAUGUUUGUCAGUGCUGACUCCUGUCUUGACCCUAAGGACCUCUGACCCAGGACAGUUCUGGCUGCUGAUCAACUUCAGGAACCUUAAGGGUUUUGCCGUGGCUGGACCAAGUCUGCAUCUGGGUCACUCUAGUGGGAUUUAGUUCUUUCUUUCCCUUCUGGCUAGUUAGGUUUGGCUGAGAUCCAAGUUGGGGGUCAUCUGGGGUGCCUUCCUGUGCUGACCACUAUUGUACUGGAGGGGGGUCUGGGCCUUCUGCUGCAAUAAAG
Acomys russatus (golden spiny mouse) is the source of this 1875-nucleotide messenger RNA. RefSeq names its product glutamate-rich WD repeat-containing protein 1-like. The record is from RefSeq and is a predicted model, not a curated record. Lineage: Eukaryota; Metazoa; Chordata; Mammalia; Rodentia; Muridae. Gene Ontology annotation, molecular function: protein binding.